UGAAGCUCCGCGCGUGUUUCCUGUUUCUGCUGCUGCUGCUGCUGCUGCUGCUGCUGCGGGUUCUAGCGGGUCCGAGGGUCCAGGGGUUCGAACCGGGGACCCUGACCUGGUCCGGGGGUCCGAGUGUUUCUGCUGAGUCAUGAUGCUGGAGCGCAGCUGCGUGAAGGUGGUCGCUGACGUCAUCCUGAGCGCCAAGGCCGGCGGUGACGUCAUCCACCUGCGCUGCUCCAGAGCCUUCGUCACGGACCGGGAACUUUACCGCUCCGAUAACCGACUGCUGUUCUGGGAACCGGCCGGCGCCGCAGAAACAGACGAGGAGGAGGAGGAGGAAGAGGAGGAUGAGGAGGAAGAGGAGGAGGAGGUCCUGGAUGAAGAGGCCCAGCUAAUGGCUAGCAUGGGUCUCCCUGUCGCCUUCAGCAGCUCCUCGGACCGGAAGAGACGGGGGAAACCCGGCAGGUCCAGCAGGAAACCGGUCCCGGUCCUGGUCCCGGUCCUGGUCCCGUCCCUGGAGGAGGAAGACGGGGAGGAAGAACCGGCUCAGAAUCAGAAUAACGCAGAAGGGGGUGAGCAGGAAUCUCAGAAAGACCUGGAUCCUGCAGACGGACGUAAGGACGCCGGCUGGGAAACUUACUGGGCUCAGCACGGAGAGUCUCUUCUCUGGACCGGCUGGCUGGACAAACACCCGUCCACGUCGUCCUCCGAGGACCCGGCGGCUCCGUGGGACGACCCGGACUCCAGGGCCGCCUGGGACCGGCACGCUGAGGAGACCUACCGGUCCUACUGGGACCAGUACUGGUACUGGGCCGGCCAGGGCUGGACCGCCGCCCAGGGGGGGACCGGGGGAACCGGAGGAACCGGAGGAACCGGGGAGGCAGCGGGGACGGAGGGAAUCGCCCCCAACGAGGAUCUGAGCCGCGAGUUCGACCAGAGCUGCACCUUAGAGGAACCCUCGGGGGGUCUGGGGGACUCGGGGGGUCCGGCGGACUCGGGGGGACCCGUAUGCGGUUCUGAGGAUCCCCCUGGGGGGGGCGGGGAGGACAGACCACCUGACCCCCCCCAAACCUCCGGACAGACAGAUCGGGGGACUCGGGUCCCGGAGCGGGUUGGGGGUUCUGGAACCAGCUCAGCAGGGAGGGAGGAUGAGGAGGAUGAAGGUGAAGACCAACCGGGGGGACGAGCCCGGGUCAAGCGCAGUCAUGAACUGGAUCUGGAAGAAUCUCCUGAAUUCUGGACUGAACUCGGGUUCAAGCGGCGGCUGCAGCCGCGGUUUGAUGCCAUGCUAACCUUCAGAAGCUCCUCGCGGCCGACGCCGCGGCACCGGAACAAGAUGGCCGCCAGAAACCGACACACCCGGUUCCCAGACGAGGACGGAGACGGAGACGCCGCUCCCCAACUGCCGAGCCGCUCCUGCCUCCACAAGUUUGUCUUUCAGGUCCAGAGUUUCCUCCAGAAGGUCCAGGAGGACCAGAACCUGGACCCGGGUCCAGGAGACCAGAACCUGGACCCGGGUCCAGGAGACCAGAACCUGGACCCGGGUCCAGGAGACCAGAACCUGGACCUGGAGACUGGGACGGGGACAGGAACCGGGGAGCCUCCUGAAGACGGCGGUUCAGGUUCAGGUUCAGGUUCUGGAUCCGGUCCGGAUGAAGCCGUCUCCCUGGACGGGGGACGAGGGCCGUCGCCCGGACGACCGCUGACACGCCCGUCCAUACCGGACUUCCUGCAGGAGGACACGCCCCCAGAGAGGAGCGAGCGGCGGGUGAAGAAGCAGAAGAGGAAGAGGAGGAAGAGGAAGACGCAGCAGGAAGUGCCGGCGGAGAUGGCGGCCGACGGCGAGUUGCUCAAGUACUGGGCCCAGCGGUACCGGCUGUUCUCCCGGUACGACGAGGGCGUCCGGCUGGACCGAGAGGGCUGGUUCUCCGUGACUCCGGAGCGGAUCGCCGAGCACAUCGCCCUCCGGGUGGCGAGGAGUCGCCCAGAAACCCAGCUGGUGGUGGACGCUUUCUGUGGAGUCGGAGGGAACGCCAUCCAGUUCGCCCUGGCCGGGAGCACAGUCGUAGCGGUCGACAUCGACCCGGUCCGGCUGGAAAUGGCUCGCCACAACGCCGCCGUCUACGGGGUUUCCCAGCGGAUCCACUUCCUGCAGGGGGACUUCCUGCAGCUGGCCCCCCGUCUCCGUGGCGACGUGGUCUUCCUGUCACCCCCCUGGGGGGGGCCGGACUACCUGGGGGCCGAGGUGUUCGACCUGCAGACCAUGAUGGAGCCGGACGGGCUGCAGAUUUUCAAUCUGGCCAAAAAAAUCUCAGACGACAUCGUUUACUUCCUGCCGCGCAACGCAGACAUGGAUCAGGUGGCGGCGCUGGCCGGUCCGGGUGGGAAGGUGGAGGUGGAGCAGAACCUGCUGAACAACAAGCUGAAGACGAUCUGCGCCUACUACGGAAACCUGGUCCAGUCGGACUAAACCUGGUCCAGAACCUGGUCCAGUCGGACUAAACCUGGUCCAGUCGGACUAAACCUGGUCCAGAACCUGGUCCAGAACCUGGUCCAGAACCUGGUCCAGAACCUGGUCCAGUCGGACUAAACCUGGUCCAGUCGGACUAAACCUGGUCCAGAACCUGGUCCAGAACCUGGUCCAGUCGGACAGACGGACCUGAAAACUGACCUUUUUUUUAUUGGAUUUUAUGUUUUUCUACCUUUUUUAAAUUGUGAAUGUUUGUGGAUCUAAUAAAGAUUUUAGGAUGUC
Molecule: messenger RNA, 2743 nt
Organism: Cololabis saira (Pacific saury)
Lineage: Eukaryota; Metazoa; Chordata; Actinopteri; Beloniformes; Belonidae
Gene: tgs1
Product: trimethylguanosine synthase 1
Exons: 15
Coding region: 140-2461 (773 amino acids)
Biological process (GO): 7-methylguanosine cap hypermethylation; 7-methylguanosine RNA capping
Cellular component (GO): nucleus
Molecular function (GO): RNA cap trimethylguanosine synthase activity
Source: RefSeq, a predicted model, not a curated record